Pseudopodoces humilis (Tibetan ground-tit) is the source of this 421-nucleotide messenger RNA. Lineage: Eukaryota; Metazoa; Chordata; Aves; Passeriformes; Paridae. The record is from RefSeq and is a predicted model, not a curated record.
GUGCUGCUCAUGGUGGGGCUCCCGGGCUCCGGGAAGACUCAGUGGGCACAGAAACAUUCCCAGGAAAAUCGGGAUAAACGCUACAACAUCCUGGGAACCGAGCGCGUCCUGCACCAGCUGACGACGCGGGGGCCGGAGCCGGAGGAGUUGGAUGCCAAGAGCCGGGAGCUGCUGACUCAGCAGGCGGCGCAGUGCCUUAGCAAGCUGGUGCAGAUCGCCCCCCGCGCCCGCCGCAACUUCAUCCUCGACCAGUGCAACGUGUACAACUCGGGGCAGCGCCGGAAGCUCUCGGCCUUCAAGGGGUUUUCCAGGAAAGUCGUGGUGAUCGUUCCCACGGAGCCGGACUGGGAGCAGCGCCUGGAGCGGCGGCGCCAGAACGAGGGCGACGACGUCCCCGAGUCCGUCAUGCUGGAGAUGAAAG